Messenger RNA from Misgurnus anguillicaudatus (oriental weatherfish), 5779 nucleotides. It is a transcript of the gene nfkb1, whose product is annotated as nuclear factor of kappa light polypeptide gene enhancer in B-cells 1. Gene Ontology annotation, biological process: signal transduction; regulation of DNA-templated transcription. Gene Ontology annotation, molecular function: protein binding; DNA-binding transcription factor activity, RNA polymerase II-specific; RNA polymerase II cis-regulatory region sequence-specific DNA binding. Gene Ontology annotation, cellular component: NF-kappaB p50/p65 complex; cytoplasm. The record is from RefSeq and is a predicted model, not a curated record. Lineage: Eukaryota; Metazoa; Chordata; Actinopteri; Cypriniformes; Cobitidae.
UUUGGCACCUUUAAAUGUACACACAGCAUUUAAGAACUUGUUGCUCUGCCAGUGUCCACAUGUGGGCGCGCGAGAGCAAUUGUGAGCGCGAGACGCGUUGAACGUACGUUACGUCACAGGGAAUUUCCAGUAAGGAAGUUAAGUUGUCUAUAUUCAAACGGCGCUGUUCAUCUCGCCAUGAUUUAUAGUGAUCUGUCGUGACCGGCCAAUAAAACCGAGUGAUCGAUCGGUCUUUUAUUAUCUGAGCGGAUCUUCCGCAUAUCCACAUCCAGCAGACUCGACCCCCUCAACCCUGCUUUCAUCUGGCUUACUUGAGUUCACUUCAGCGCAACAUGGCCAGAUAAACAGAAAUCCCCACUCGGAAUCCCAGACGGCUGUUUGAUGUUGAUCCUGAACCUUGGAUAUUUUCAGGAAAGGAAUCAUGGCUGGAGAGGACCCCUACCUCCCACCUCAUGCCGGGUACUUGGAUCCAUUGGAUGCAUUCAGAGAGGACACUAUGUGGAUGCCCAUGGACCCUACAUUUCAGCCCAUGCAACACAGUAAUGCUUUAAGGGCAGUCGACGCACCUUAUCUGCAAAUUGUCGAACAACCGAAACAGAGGGGCUUUAGGUUCCGGUAUGGAUGUGAGGGCCCCUCCCAUGGAGGACUCCCAGGGGCCUCCAGCGAGAAGAACAGGAAGUCCUACCCACAAGUUAAGAUCUGUAACUACCAGGGUGCAGCACGAGUUGUAGUUCAGUUGGUGACCAACACUCAAGAGCCACAUCUCCACGCUCACAGUCUGGUGGGCAAACAGUGUGACAAGGGAAUCUGCAUUGCCGACCUACAGCCUAAAGACUCGAGCAUCAGUUUUCCUAACCUGGGCAUUUUGCACGUGACAAAGAAGAAUGUAAGUAAAAUUCUUGAGGAGAGGAUGGUCGAGGCCUACAGGAUGGGAUAUAACUGCGGCGUAUACAUCCAUCCUGACAUUGAUAACCUACAGGGAGAGGUCCGCAUGCCUAGAGAACUCACAGAUCAUGAGAGGAGCCUAAUAUGCAGUACAGCCAUUCAACAAUCGAAGGAGAUGGAUCUGAGUGUGGUGCGCCUGAUGUUCACGGCAUUCCUGCCCGACAGCGAUGGAGGCUUCUCCCGCAGACUGGACCCGGUCAUAUCCGAACCAAUCUUUGACAGCAAGGCUCCGAACGCCUCCAAUCUGAAGAUCGUACGAAUGGACCGGACCGCCGGUUGUGUCACAGGAGGAGAGGAGGUCUAUCUGCUGUGUGACAAAGUCCAGAAAGAUGACAUUCAGGUGAGGUUUUAUGAGGACGAUGAUACGGGUUCGAUCUGGGAAGCCUACGGAGAUUUCUCACCCACUGACGUGCACAGACAGUUUGCCAUUGUCUUUAAGACGCCUAAAUAUCGGGACCAGAACCUUCAGAAGCCCAUCUCUGUGUUUGUACAGCUUAAGCGAAAAUCGGACAAUGAAACGAGCGAGCCCAAGCCGUUUACCUACCACCCACAGAUCAUAGAUAAAGAAGAAGUCCAGAGAAAGAGACAAAAGACCCUUCCCCACUUCCCAGACUACAGUGGAGCGGGGGGCGGAGCUGGGGGCAUGUUCAGAGGAGGGGGCGGGCCUACUACAGGCGGUGGCCCUAGUGGAGGAGGUAGUGGAGGACAUUUCUAUCAGGGUUAUCAAACCUAUAACAAUUUUGGGUCUGGAUACAACUUCUCUCCUGGAAUGGGAGGAGGCGGUACUAGCAUCAAACAGUCACCUCAAGAACCUGUUGAAGAUAGCGAUGAAGACAGUAACGGUGAUAAUGAUGAUUAUCCAGCAGCAGGUGGUGUGAUGCGAAUCUGUGGCCAACCUGAAUCUGUUAAGAGUGAAAAUACAGAGCUGCCUAUUGAAUAUCUAGAGUCAGAUAUGACGGAUUGUGCGAUUGACCCACAUUUGGCAGAGCUUGCAAAGAAACAGGCUGAAGCUCUCUUUUAUUACGCACUGAGCGGUGACCCUAGAAUGCUGUUGGCUCCACAGCGCCCCCUCAUGACCACACAGGACGAAAACGGGGACACAGGUUUGCAUCUAGGGGUGAUUCACAGUCAAACAGAUGCCGUGAGAAAUCUUGCUCAGGUCAUUUUUGUUCUUCCUGGAGAGGAUGUGCUGAACAUGAGAAAUGACCUGUACCAGACUCCUUUGCACCUUGCCGUGGUGACGCAGCAGAAAGAAGUGGUGGAAGCCUUACUUGAGGCUGAUGUUGACGUUACGCUCACAGAUCGUAACGGAAACACGGCACUUCACCUGGCGGCUCAGCACAAGGAGGGGAACGUGCUACGAUUGCUACUGAAGCACAACUCGGCUGCGAGGUUAACUGGCGUUCCUAACACAGCAGGUCUCUGCCCACUUCACCUGGCUGUUCGGGCGAACAGCUUGGGUUGUAUGAGGGCCCUGCUGGAGGCCGGGGUGGACGUGGAGGUUCAGGAGCUCACGUGUGGCCGCACGGCGCUUCACCUGGCCACGGAAAUGGACAACCUUUCUCUCGCAGGCUGUCUGCUGCUGGAGGGUAAUGCAAAUGUAGACAGCGUCACGUAUAACGGAUCCACCCCUCUGCACAUUGCCGCAGGGCGAGGCUCAACCAAACUGACGGCACUUCUCAUGGCUGCAGGCGCUGAUCCACAUAAAGAGAACUUUGAGCCACUGUUCUUCAAAGAUGAUGAGACGUUUACAACAUGUGAUGAUGAUGAGGAGGAAGACGAAGGCUAUAUUCCCGGGACGACCCCUCUAAACAUGGCAGCCUCCGUAGAGGUCUAUGAUAUUCUUAACGGACAAGAGUAUCAGCCCACCACUGUUGUUGUUCCACCACAAGGUGACAUGAGCAGCCUGAGUUGUGAAACGAAGCAGGACCUCUGCCAGGCGCUGGAGGAGCAGACGGGAGGCUGGGAGAGUUUGGCUCAUGCUCUCGGUCUGGGCAUUCUCACCAGUGCAUUCAAACUGAGUUCCUGCCCGGCUGGAAAGCUGCUGGACAGCUAUGAGGUGUCCGGGGGAACGGUUCGUGAUCUGAUCGAGGGACUAAAGCAGGUUGGGAACAGCUGUGCUGUAAGUUUACUGCAGGCCGUGUGUAAGGAGGCUGAAACCACACCACCUCAGCUCACAGGUCCAGAGCUGUGUAAGGCCAUUCAAGGUUUGACAUUGGGCUCUCAGCGGGAGGAGAGUGGGAUAUGUGACAGCGGAGUUGAGACGUCUUUCUAGAACCUUAACCCAAGUCUUGCUGACUCAGUUCGUCUUUGAAUCAGGGCCUGGGCAACCAUACAAACUGAGGCUUGACCCCAUUAAGACCAGCUUUGUCCUCACUACAGCAGCAUUGCCAGUCAACCUCAGGACACGCCUCCAAACUCUUCAAUUGGCCACUGCCUACUGUGGGUUCUCCUCAGCCGCAUCUAAAAAUGGAAAUGAGGGAAUUCUGAGGAUCAUUUAAAUGAGGAGUCCUAAAGGGUUCAGGCCAAGGGGUUUUUCUUUUAUUUUUCAGCUUUUAAUUUGUAAAAACAUUCAUUUUCCUUUUUUACAAGAUAGUUGUUUUUAAAUUUCUGUGUUUCUUUUGUGGUUGAAUGAUGUUUUGACUGAGCCCAGAUUUUAUAUCCAGUGCAAAUGCACAUUUGACACUCCUUUUAGGACGCUUAAUAUUUUGGUGGUAUGUUUUGAGUUGUAUGGCUUCUCUGUCCUGAACUUAAAAUAGUUUUGAUGUAUUUUUAACUGCUAUUCUGACUACAGUGUUCUCAAGUAUUUUUUGUUUUUAGUAUUCGUGCAGUUUUUUUAUGUUUUAAUGCAAAGUUUCUGAUAUAGUCAGUUGUAAACAAAGGCUUUUCUCCUGGGGUUGCGAAGCAUUUAAUUUAGAGAGGUGCAGAAGACAAUCUGAGUAUUGUGUGAAAAGCAAAAGAGAUCGACUGGAUCAUUUUGACCCUGUAGAUCAUACUUGUAUAAUUAUUAAACCGUCCUGAAGACCAAGAUCAGCUGGUUUAAGGAGCUCUGCAUGCACAUGGCUUUCCAAGUGCAGGACUGAACACGGUUGCAUGCAAGAAAAAGUUGUUCCUGAAUUCCUAAAUGCUUUUGGAAGCGACCAGAAAACAUUAACAUGUACUGCUGUAUUGUGAUGUACAGCAUUAUUUAGGUUGGGAAUUGGAUUUCUUUAUAAUUGUUUAGUGGUGCUACCUGCAUUUAAACCGACUAGGUCAUAAGCUUUGAGAGAUUAUUUUCUUUUUUCUCCACACAAACAGGAGCGUUAAUCCGGGCCGAUGAUUUCUGCUGGUUUUUAGCGAUUUGAGGUGUUUGACAAGAUAAUGAUUUGUGAUCCUGUCUGUGAAAUCCAGGUUAUAAUCCAGUUAUGAGAUUAGGGGCGUCAAAGUUUGAUUUCAAUCUUUAACAUGACCUUACUCAGUCAUUAUUAAAGACAUCAACGGUGUAUAAGACUGUUUCUUGCAUUAUGUAGGAUGAUUUUAUGUAAAAACAGUAAGUCACAAAAAUGACUUUAGCUGGGUUUUCACAGACUGGGUCACAUUGUGUGUGCAUGUGCGUGUGUGUGAUUUAGACUCAGGAGCUUACAGAUCUGUCUGUUUUGACAGCCCUAUAUAAACUCUUUUAUAUGUUGAGCAAUUUAUCAUAUUCUUAUCUGUUACUCGGGCUGUAUGAAAACAAACUAGACUCAAGGAUCAACUCCAUACUGUUUAUUUGGAUUUAUGCGUCACAGUUAGGGUUGCAAAUGGGCAGAAACUUGGAACUUAAUCUGGGGAAUUUUUAAAAUAUUUCAAAUUAGAAAAUAUAUCAUAUACAAACAUGGCAGACAUGCAUGCAAGGUAAUAAAAAUUUUGAAUAAUCCUGAUACUUGUGCUCAUCAAGAAGUGGAUUUAUUUACACAAAGCACAAGGGAGUUUUAAACAAAUUAAGUAAUUUACGUUAAUACAGUGGUUCCCAAACUUUUUCAGCGUGUGGCCCCCCUUGUGUACGGUGCAUUCCUUUGCGGCCCCCCAAAGUAAAUUUGUGACAAAAAAACUGUUCUAAAACUCAACAUUUUAAUUAAAAAAACAUUAAAUUAUACAAAAUAGUAGUGCUUUUGGUUAGUAGCCUUGUUUUUUUUAGGUUUAAUUACACAGAAAUCAUGAUAAAUUAAUGUAUUUCAUAAAAUGUCAUAAAACUGGGGCCCCCCUGGCACCAUCUUGCGGCCCCCCAGUUUGAAAACCACUGCGUUAAUACAUGCAAAUAGGGACAUUUUGACAUUAUUUUGCCUUCACUAAACUGUGUGCAUGUGACUGAGGAACGGGCAGGGUAGAAAUUCAACUGAAAUUGCAUGAAAUCUUGUUGUUUUAAACACGAUUAUGCUGCAAGAUUUUUUUGACUACAUUUAUGUUCCCUGGCAACUCUGCAAUUGUUUUAGAUUCACAGUUUAUUCCCGUUAAUUCCCAAGAAAAGUUCCAGUCUUGAAAAUUCCCAGAAUUUUGCAACCCUAUUCAUAAUAUAUAUACAGACAUGUUUGUAACUGAUCAGAUGUUCUCUGUGAAAUUUUCUGACGUUGAUCGUUGACUAGAGACAAAACAGUUUCAGCCAGUGAUGUUUUUAUAUCAUAGUAUAGUACAUAAUAAUAACAAAACAAAUAGAAACCCUAAACCACAGGUUUGAUAGGCACUGUUGCGUAUUUUCGGUUGUAAAUUGGUAUUUAUGUCUGUGGACCCUUUGAAACGGUGUUGUUUUCAGGGGGAGAUGUUUGUGCUUUGUACUUGGUUUUGUGAUACUUUUAUAAUAAAAUUAUUCAUUAUACUA